AUGAGCGAAUUUUUAUUUCUAUCGACCGACAAAGGAGAGCAGGAGGUGAAAGGAGCUUCGCGAGCUACGGGGGUGGCCACGGCACGGCCCGGUGGCCGCCCCCGCAAUGAGGCCAAGCGGUGGGCAUCCGGCAAAAGCCGCAAGACGGGAUUCGCGAAGGCGCGGGCCACUUUCCGCGGCGGAGGCCGCGGAAGCGUGGCGGCUGCGGAGAGGCACGACAGCAUGAUGACAAAAGCACGCUGGCGGGGCACCGAGGCAAUCGCAAGGGAGACCCCAGCGGGCUCUUUGUCGGUCGCAUCGAUGCCGCAACGCAAGGACUACACCAACGACGCCGAGCACCACGGCAAGUUCCAGGUGUGGCUCCAGGCAGGCAGCUUCCAAGGCAAGGCGCGUGAUGGUGCGGCGGGUGGACCUGCGGCCGCUGCCGCGCCCGCCGGUGCGCCGAAAAUGGGCGCUCCUCCUGUCGGAGUGAGCGUCGACGAGCUCCCGGCGCGCUUCCGGCGGGCGCCGAUGAGCGAAGAUGAGAUGGAGGCAGUCAUGUCGGGGGGGGCUUCGGUCUCCGACUGGGCGUGGGUCAAGAUCCGCUGGUGA
Molecule: messenger RNA, 591 nt
Organism: Emiliania huxleyi CCMP1516
Lineage: Eukaryota; Haptophyta; Isochrysidales; Noelaerhabdaceae
Exons: 3
Coding region: 1-591 (196 amino acids)
Biological process (GO): 2-oxoglutarate metabolic process
Source: RefSeq, a predicted model, not a curated record